This is a messenger RNA of Egretta garzetta (little egret), 1646 nucleotides long. It is a transcript of the gene MRPS10, whose product is annotated as mitochondrial ribosomal protein S10. Gene Ontology annotation, molecular function: structural constituent of ribosome. The record is from RefSeq and is a predicted model, not a curated record. Bases 398 to 988 code for a protein of 196 amino acids. The transcript is spliced from 8 exons. Gene Ontology annotation, cellular component: mitochondrion; mitochondrial small ribosomal subunit; ribosome. Gene Ontology annotation, biological process: translation. NCBI's taxonomy places the organism in Eukaryota, Metazoa, Chordata, Aves, Pelecaniformes, Ardeidae.
GCCCUCCUCCGCCGGCUGGGGGGAUCCCAAGUGGCUUCCUUUUGGCUACGGGAGGGUUGGGAUUUUACAGCGUGGGGCUGUGUCUCUGCCCGCCGUCGUCGGCAUAGGCAUAGCCGGGUCCUCAGAAGUCUUUCUUGCAGUCCUGUUUUUGUGGCGGUUUCUCUGGGUGUAAGGGGUGAUGAAGAAUAGAUGACCUGGAGGUCAUGCGCCCAAGCCUCUUUCUAGUCUUAAAGUUUAAAAUUUUGAAGUUAUAACGUAAAAAAAAAAAAAAAGGCAAUUUUUACACUGUUUUUUCUGCUGGUUUUGACUUGUAAAGAGUGAUUGCUUUCUCUCAGGUUGGGAAAACUUGACCUGGGGGGUUUCUAUUCAUUUUCUGAAGCCCUGAACUCUUCUCUGCAUGUGCUGUGUUCUGGACUUGCUCACAUUCCAGGGAUCAGCUUUUCCUGUCAAUUAUGCAAGCAGAAUUAUGCAAAAGCAGCGUUUUCUUCCACAUUCCGACUUGAUGGGAAUACGGCUGGCUGGAUCCCAUGUUGAUACACAGGAGCCUAAAACUAAUCCUUUGGUAUCUAUUUCAGAUGAGCCAGAAACACUGUACAAGAGAUUGUCCCUUUUAGUUAAAGGCCAUGAUAAAGCUGUGUUGGAGAGCUAUGAAUAUUUUGCAGUGCUUGCAGCUAAAGAACUUGGCAUCUCUGUUGAAAAAGUACAUAAACCUCCAAAGAAGAUAGAACGGUUGACGCUUUUAAAAUCUGUACACAUUUACAAGAAGCACAGAGUUCAGUACGAAAUGAGAACACAUUACAUGUGUUUGGAGUUAAAAUACCUAACAAGCAGUACUGCUGCAGUUUACUUGGAGUAUGUUCAACGAAAUUUACCUGAAGGGGUUGCCAUGGAAGUAAAAAAGACUAAGAUAGAGAAAAUACCUGAACACAUUCAGGAACCAGUUUGGGAUACACUGCCUCAAGUAGAAGAAACUGAAGUCAAAUCAUGAACUCACCAGAUAGCUUUGUUGGGUUCCAGCCUGCUGGUCUACUCCCACUGAGUACUAGAAGAACUGAAAAUACUCAAGAACACAGACAGACCAACGAGCAAGUAUUUGAUAAAAUUUUCCUUUAUUUAAAGGCUAAGGUACACAACCCAAAUUAUUUGCAUUAAGAGAAAGAAAAUUGUGCUUUUCUGAGUACAAUUCCUCACUGUUAGGAGGCCGCUUUGUGGCCAUCCUCAAGCUUGUGUGACUAGGUGUCCAGCAUUAUCUGCCAGUAUGAAAAAAUACUUUCCCAAGGGUCAUAGAAAACAGAUGCCAAUGUAAAGCUGUUACAGAAACCCACAGAGGGGUAACAAAUACUAAGAAAAGUAUCAUGAAAGCAGUUGCCAGAUACAACAGAGGACUUCUAUCAGUGGUUAGACUGUUGCAAUCUAAAUAGGACCUGUGCUAAAUAUUGGCACUGAAGAUAGACAAGUUUUCAAGUCCGUUCAAUCUUUAAAAUUCUUGGUGACUGCCAGUAAGCUGGAGGUGGAUUUCCUUCCACAAAUACUUUGUGACUAAAAACUGUCAGCCUACUUUAGGUGUCAAAAAAUACACAGACCAAUAUAUUAUGUAAAUAAUAUAUAACAGCUGUUUAAAAUCUUCAGGUUUGCAGAAUAAUCUG